AUGACUUCAUCCGCAGUUGCUAGCUCGAUAGUCACAACAGGUGCCCGGCUUCCACCUUUGCCAACAAUACGCGAUUUGGUCCGUCUCUACAAGCUUCGGGCAAUUAAACAGCUUUCGCAGAAUUUUCUUAUGGAUGAACGAUUGACGAACAAGAUUGUACGCGCCGCAGGAAAUAUAUCCGAUAGCCACGUACUUGAGGUUGGACCAGGUCCCGGUGGAAUUACUAGAUCUAUUAUAAAAAAAUGUCCUCGUCAUCUGGUUGUAGUUGAGAAAGACAGACGUUUUCUGCCAACACUUGAACUAUUAUCGGAAGCUUCCAGUAGUUCAUUGCGGAUGGAUAUCGUUCGCGGAGAUAUACUGGAGUAUCGAACAGAAAAUGCAUUUCCUGACUGUCCUAGAUAUGACUGGCAUGAUAAACGGGCACCGGUUCACCUUAUCGGUAAUUUGCCGUUUGCUAUUUCUACUCGUCUACUUAUCAACUGGCUCCGAGACAUUAGUUUGAAAAUGGGUGCUUGGUCAUACGGAAGAGCAAGCCUUACGCUUACGUUUCAAAAAGAAGUUGCCGAGCGUAUAGUGGCGCCGAUUUUAGCUGAAAAUAGGUGUCGGCUUUCUGUUAUGAACCAAAUCUGGAGUCGAGCUGAACUUAAAUUUAUGAUUCCGGGAAAAGCAUUCGUUCCAAAACCAGACGUUGACGUUGGUGUUGUUUCCAUUAUUCCGCUUAAAACUCCGUUAACCUCCAUACAUUUUGAUGUCGUCGAGAAAGUUGUUCGUCACAUUUUUUCAAUGAGACAAAAAUAUUGCCGACGAGGCGUUGCCAAUCUGUAUCCACCGCCAUUACGGGAGGAACUGACGAACCUUACGUUCCGCUUAGCAGACGUCGAUCCGUUGGCACGUUCAUUUCAGCUUUCCACGGAAGAAUGCUUGAGAAUUGCUGGGGCAUACGAGAAGCUGGUGCGAUCCAACCCGGAAAUCGAGUACUAUAACUAUCGAGCUCAAAAAAAUAAAGAUGAAGAUUUGUAACAAUCCUUAUUAAUCGUCUAUAAAUAAUUAGUUUCAUUUACAUAAA
This is a messenger RNA of Wyeomyia smithii (pitcher-plant mosquito), 1066 nucleotides long. RefSeq names its product dimethyladenosine transferase 1, mitochondrial (gene mtTFB1). Gene Ontology annotation, biological process: transcription initiation at mitochondrial promoter; rRNA methylation. Gene Ontology annotation, molecular function: mitochondrial transcription factor activity; rRNA (adenine-N6,N6-)-dimethyltransferase activity. The coding region runs from base 1 to 1020 and encodes 339 amino acids. The transcript has a single exon. Lineage: Eukaryota; Metazoa; Arthropoda; Insecta; Diptera; Culicidae. The record is from RefSeq and is a predicted model, not a curated record. Gene Ontology annotation, cellular component: mitochondrial matrix.